Molecule: messenger RNA, 570 nt
Organism: Phytophthora infestans T30-4
Lineage: Eukaryota; Oomycota; Peronosporomycetes; Peronosporales; Peronosporaceae
Exons: 2
Coding region: 1-570 (189 amino acids)
Source: RefSeq, a predicted model, not a curated record
AUGACGCCACCGGCUGUCUCCAGGCCCAGCGACAACGGCGCGACGUCCAGUAGCAACAGGUCCUGCAGCUUCGAAGACGACUCGUUGCCACUCAGAAUCGCAGCCUGCACGGUGGCGCCGUACGCGACGGCUUCGUCCGGGUUGAUGGACUUGAACAGCUCCUUCCCGUUGAACAAAUCCUUCAGCAACUGCUGCACCUUCGAACGCUCUUCGAACCGCGCACGCGUGAUGGUCGAGUUGAAGUCCACGCCGUCAAACAGCGAGUCGAUCUCGAUGUACGCCUGCGCCGAAGUGGACAACGUCCGCUUGGCGCGCUCGCACGCCGUACGAAGACGACGCAGAGCUCGCUGGUUCGACGUCAUAUCCUUGCGGUGCUUACGCUUGAACUCGGUCACGAAGAACUCGACCAGACGGUUGUCGAAGUCUUCACCGCCCAAGUGCGUGUCACCCGCCGUCGCCUUGACCUCGAAGAUCCCGUCUUCAAUAGUUAGCAGUGAGACGUCGAACGUGCCGCUUUCGAGAUCGAAGAUCAGCACGUUGUGCUCGCCUCCUUUCUUGUCGAGCCCAUAG